Messenger RNA from Alternaria hordeiaustralica, 681 nucleotides. RefSeq lists its product as uncharacterized. NCBI's taxonomy places the organism in Eukaryota, Fungi, Ascomycota, Dothideomycetes, Pleosporales, Pleosporaceae. The transcript is spliced from 2 exons. The record is from RefSeq and is a predicted model, not a curated record. The coding region runs from base 1 to 681 and encodes 226 amino acids.
AUGCCGGUUUUCGAUCUAGGCCGUCUAGGUCGCUUCCAGAUAUCCUAUCUUCCGCCAUCAGACAUACCGCAAGGAGAGCACCAAGACGUCCCAUCAGUCCCGCCACCUGAGUACACGGACAUCGCUGAAAGCGAGAUCAAGUACACCUCUCCAUCGCAAGCACAACCACCAGAAUGCAAGACCGAACAGAUCCGUCGCUUUCUCAUCGAAAUCGUUGCAAUAACCUUCAACGCGGACUUCGACUCGCUAAACGCAGCCUUGUACAACAUCCCCGUACCAGACAACACAAACACCAUACUCUGCGACUCUGAGCGCGCAGACCUGGUAGCUCAAUCCGAUCUUGUACGCAAGGUUAUGUUCUGCAUGAGGUCGCUUUUCCAUAUUAUCAAGGACAUUGCUCCGAACGACAAGGUGCACGACGUGCUAAUGGAAGCAUGGGACACUUGUCGGCGACGCGGUGGGUGGGAGAUGAAGACGUUGCUGGGCGACUCAAAGAUGUGUUGGCCCUUGAGGAAGGGGUACCAUCAUAUGGGGGAUGCGUUGAGGGAUAUGCCGCUAUUGGGGCCUUGGGUUGUCGUUGGGGAGUCGAACGAAGCACACUGGAUUAGCUCUGCUACUUCCAAGUACUCCAUAUCACCCUUCGUUCGCACCAUGGGAGCAGUCUCUGCGAACGGCAUGUAA